Miniopterus natalensis is the source of this 4660-nucleotide messenger RNA. It is a transcript of the gene MPP2, whose product is annotated as MAGUK p55 scaffold protein 2. Lineage: Eukaryota; Metazoa; Chordata; Mammalia; Chiroptera; Miniopteridae. The record is from RefSeq and is a predicted model, not a curated record. Gene Ontology annotation, molecular function: protein binding.
GCGUGGGAGUGAGUUAGAGCGCGGACCUUCGGGAGAGGGGGCGCUCCGGAACAAGGUGGGGCCAAGUCCCCGCCCCCUUGGGUUCCCGGCGGCUUUGCAGUGAGGGAUGGUCUCUGAGCGCCAACCCACCUCUGAAGGGGCAGCGCGCGUAGCCACUCCCGCCGCUCUCAGCAGCCUCCUGCCGGCUCCCUCGGGCUGGUACUAAACCCCGGGGCACCGAGCCAGCGGCCGGACCCGGACUCUCCCUUUCCCACCGCCCCCGCCUUUGGCCAAUCAGCAAGGCGGCCGGGGCGGCUGAGCCUAGCUAUUGGUCUGGUCCUGCAGAGGGCGCUCCCCGAGUCCCGCCUCCUCCCGCGCCGCCAGCUUCUGGCUGGAAAGGCGGCCCAAAGCUGCUCCCUGAGUGCCGGGCGCGGGGUGGGGGGCAGCCAUGGCGAGCAGCCCAGGCAGAGGGGCCUCCUUGGAGGGUUUAUCCCUGGGCUCCUCUGAGGAAGCAGACUUCCGGAGGGAAGCCAUGCAGCAAGUCCUGGACAACUUGGGAUCCCUUCCCAAUUCCACGGGGGCUGCAGAACUGGACUUGAUCUUCCUUCGAGGCAUUAUGGAAAGUCCCAUAGUAAGAUCCCUGGCCAAGGCCCAUGAGAGGCUGGAGGAGACGAAGCUGGAGGCUGUUCGGGACAACAACCUGGAGCUGGUGCAGGAGAUCCUGCGGGACCUGGCGGAGCUGGCAGAACAGAGCAGCACAGCCGCUGAACUGGCCCGCAUCCUCCAGGAGCCCCACUUUCAGUCCCUCCUAGAGACGCACGACUCUGUGGCCUCAAAGACCUAUGAGACACCACCCCCCAGCCCCGGCCUGGACCCCACCUUCAGCAACCAGCCGGUGCCUCCUGACGCUGUGCGCAUGGUGGGCAUCCGCAAGACUGCUGGAGAACAUCUGGGCGUGACGUUCCGCGUGGAAGGUGGCGAGCUGGUGAUCGCGCGCAUUCUGCACGGGGGCAUGGUGGCGCAGCAAGGCCUGUUGCACGUGGGUGACAUCAUCAAAGAGGUGAAUGGGCAGCCGGUGGGCAGCGAUCCCCGCGCGCUGCAGGAGCUCCUGCGCAGUGCCAGUGGCAGCGUCAUCCUUAAGAUCCUGCCCAGCUACCAGGAGCCCCACCUGCCCCGCCAGGUAUUUGUGAAAUGCCACUUUGACUAUGACCCAGCCCGAGACAGCCUCAUCCCCUGCAAGGAAGCGGGCCUGUGCUUCAAUGCUGGGGACUUACUCCAGAUUGUAAACCAGGAUGAUGCCAACUGGUGGCAGGCAUGCCACGUAGAAGGAGGCAGUGCUGGGCUCAUCCCCAGCCAGCUGCUGGAGGAGAAGCGGAAAGCCUUUGUCAAGCGGGACCUGGAGCUGACACCCACCUCAGGGACCCUAUGCGGCAGCCUUUCAGGAAAGAAAAAGAAACGAAUGAUGUAUCUAACCACCAAGAAUGCAGAGUUUGACCGCCAUGAGCUGCUCAUUUAUGAGGAGGUGGCCCGCAUGCCUCCAUUCCGCCGGAAAACCCUGGUGCUGAUCGGGGCUCAGGGUGUGGGUCGGCGCAGCCUAAAGAAUAAGCUCAUCAUGUGGGAUCCAGACCGCUACGGCACCACAGUACCCUACACAUCCCGGCGGCCCAAGGACUCAGAGCGGGAGGGCCAGGGUUACAGCUUUGUGUCCCGAGGGGAGAUGGAGGCCGACAUCCGUGCUGGGCGUUACCUGGAACAUGGCGAAUAUGAGGGCAACCUGUACGGCACACGGAUUGACUCCAUCCGGGGUGUGGUUGCUGCCGGCAAGGUGUGCGUGCUGGAUGUCAACCCCCAGGCAGUGAAGGUGCUGAGAACAGCUGAGUUUGUUCCUUAUGUGGUGUUCAUUGAGGCCCCCGACUAUGAGACCCUUCGGGCCAUGAACCGGGCUGCACUGGAGAGUGGGGUGUCCACCAAGCAGCUCACGGAGGCAGACCUGAGACGGACAGUGGAGGAGAGCAGCCGCAUCCAGAGGGGCUAUGGGCACUACUUUGACCUCAGUUUGGUCAACAGCAACCUGGAGAGGACCUUCCGUGAGCUCCAGGCCGCCAUGGAGAAGCUGCGGACGGAGCCCCAGUGGGUGCCUGUCAGCUGGGUGUACUGAACCUGUUCAACUGGACCUUGUUCCCUCUGGGUUGUGACCCAGAAACCUGAGCCCAUCCCUUUCCCAACCAUGACCGUCAACCAUGAUCCUUAGCUGCAAUCCCUGGGGCACUGGUUCCCUGGGUAGCAGCUCCUAGCAGGCCCUAAGUCUGGCUUCGGCUCAGAGGCGUGCACUGCCAGGGAGGCGGGUGUUCAUGGGGUACCUCUGUGCCCAGGUGCUGCCCCCUCCUGAUGCCCUUUGGCCACCAGUUAUUCCUCCCUGAGGGCCAAACUGUGCCCAGGAGUGUGUCAGAGUCACCUCCAAAAGGCUCAGUUCAGAGAAAAGAGGAGCUGCUUUAGGACCAUGUGGUCAGUAGGUACACUGCCCCUGCCACCUCUCUCCAGUCAUCUUUUCUCCUCUGGAUUGGCCACCCCACCCCAUUCCUCCCACCUCUUACCCCUAUGUCCUAGGAGCAGGCCUUAGGCUUUUUCUAUGUGGCCAGGGGAGUGCAAGGCCCCGGCAGCCAGGUAGGUCUGAGCAGUGAUGCCAGCCUGGUGCCAUCCUGAAGACUGCAGGAGCUAAAGCAUGAGCCAGUUGUCACAGCUGGGAGCAGUGCAGCUCUCUGCCCCCUUGGAAUGAGGCAGAGUCCCACGAGUGGACCCUGCCCUGCAUUUCCCUCAUCCACAGCUUUUCACUGCCGAAGUCUCUCCACAGACUUCUCCAAUGUGUCCCUGACAGGUCUGCUCUGCUCUCUGCAGGCAAGGCCAGCAGGGGUCAGCAGGCUCAGCCCAGGUCAGGGUGGGGUUGGAGGCUGAGCCUGCAACCAGGAGCCUGCUACUACUGACCGAAGAGCUCCAAGCUCUCCAUGGCCCAUGGUGAGGACACAUCUGGGCCCCCUGUUCAUGACCAUUGUCCAUUGUGGUCUUUGCUUUGGCCAGGGCCACAUGGUCUACUAGUAUCAGGGCUGACUGGGGUGCUGAGGAAUGGUGUGGAGGGGAACUGUGAGCACUGGGCCAUGGAGUAUUGUGCUUUGGCAGGCUCCUCAUUGCUCAACUCCAGGUGGUACCAUCCAUAAUGUUUCUGUGCAAUUUUCGUCCCACAUGUGACACACCUGGUCGGAGUUUCUGCCACUGGCUUGUGUGUGUCAGGCUUGGUUUUUGGAGAGGAGAAGCUUUGGAGGUCACUCUUUGGAUCCCCUUUUCAGGGUUUCCCAUUAGCUCCCAUGUCUUAUGAAACCCUUAUCCCAGAUUCUAGAGCCUUGGCCCUCCCAGAUGUCUUCCUCCAGCUCUCCUACUGUCCUCUGACCCUAAAUACCACUGUCCAGUACUUGGGGAGGGCAAUGUGUAAAAUAGGAGAAUCCCCCCCUUUUUUUAGAGAGAGAGAGAGAGAGAGAGAAAUCUAUGUGAGAGAGAAACAUUGAUUGGUCACCUCCACACGUGCUCCAACUGGUGAUUAAACCCGCAACCUGGGUAUGUGCCCUGAGUGGGAAUCGAACCCACAACCUUUUGGUGUAUGGGACAAUGCUCCAACCAACUGAGUCAUACCAGCCAGGGUGAGAAUCCUUUUUAAGGAAAGAAUGCUGUCCUCAACUUCCCGAGGCAUCUCAUCCCUCAUCCUUCUCUGUGAUCCUUCCUGGGGUGAGCCUGUCCUUGCAGGGGCCCCCCAGCCCCUGUGCUUCGCAGUCCUUCUGAAUGUCUAAUCAGUGUUCGCUGCAGUGUCAGCCAAGCUGGCCCCUGAACCACUGUGUGCCCAUUUCCUAGGGAAGGGGAGGGAGAAGAAACAGAAUAUUUAUUACAAAGUUAGAAAUAUAUUUAUUAUAUUAGGUAUCUCAUUGCAUUUGCAUAGGACAUGCAAAUGAGAUGUCAAGGUCAAGCCUGCUCCCAUCUCAUUUGCAUAGCUUUGCAUCCACUAUGCAGUCAUCUUUAUACUCGUCUUUUCCCUUUAGUCAGCCUUGUUUUUAUCCUAAUUCAGCUCCAACAUAACCCUCACCCAAAGCCCAAGGGGACUGGGAGUGGGAGGAAAAUGGGGUGUUCUGCUGGCCUGAGGCCAGUGUCCUUUGCCAGUUCCCACCUCACCUGGGGGACUUUGGAGUGGAGGCCGCAAAGGACCUGCUGUUGUAGCCACCCACUCCCCCUUGGUUAAUCUCUAAAGCCCUCUAACCAGGAGAUGGGGGGUUAGGGGAGCUGGGCACCUUGCUGGGGUGUAGGCAGGUGACCCUUUAAGGCGAAUCUCCAGUGUUGAUGCUGGCACCUUCACCUCUAGUGAUUCCCAGGGGGCAGGGCUGGGCCCCUCUCCUGUCUCCAUCUCCCCACUCCAUGGAACAGGCGUGUGCACCCACCGAGUUCGCUCUGACUGUCCUCCCUCCCACUGUGGACGCUUGUAUUUGAGGGACCUCAGGAUAUGAGGUUCCUGUUCCCCACUGUCCACACUAAGUCCAAGCCCAGUUGCCCUUCCCCUCUCUCCUCCCUCAGUCACCCAAUUCCUGAGCUUUCUCUCUUGACUGGUUUUCUUUCUUUUCCUUUGAUUAAAUGUGAAAGCAAAGGC